Messenger RNA from Solanum dulcamara, 1157 nucleotides. RefSeq names its product protein LPA3. Lineage: Eukaryota; Viridiplantae; Streptophyta; Magnoliopsida; Solanales; Solanaceae. The transcript is spliced from 9 exons. The record is from RefSeq and is a predicted model, not a curated record. Bases 76 to 1011 code for a protein of 311 amino acids.
UAUAAAAUAGGGCAAUAAACUUUAUUGUUAAACUCUUUUCAGCCUUUCUCUCUCUCCUUGUGGUUAGAAUUCAAAAUGUGGUUAUCCACUUUCUCAACUACACUGGCAGUUGCUGUUUCAGUUCCUUCCUCUCUUAUUCCACAGGAUUUCAUCAUGAGAAAGUCUAAAUUGAAGAGAAAUGUGAAGAUCUCAAGAAAUUUUGAAUUUGCGAUCAGUUGUUCCGGCGAUAAAGCUGCUUCAAUUGGGUUUGAUGUGUCAUUCCCUAAGGACUACACGGAAUUACUUCAACAAGCUAAAGAAGCAACUGAAUUGGCAUUGAAGAACAACAGACAACUGAUGGAAAUUGAAUUUCCAACUGCUGGAUUGGGUUCUGUACCAGGUGACGGUGAGGGUGGAACAGAAAUGACUGGAAGUAUGCAACUAAUACGUGAGUUCUGUGAUCUCUUGAUUAUACCGGAGAAAGCCACAAAGACCAGAAUUUUUUUCCCGGAGGCUAAUGAAGUGAAAUUUGCAAGACAAUCAAUUUUUGGAGGAGCAUCUUUUAAGUUGGACUAUUUGACAAAGCCUUCUUUUUUCGAGGAUUUCGGUUUCGCCGAAAAGGUCAAAAUGGUUGACCGUGUCAAGCCAGAAGAUGAACUUUUUAUAGUCGCCUAUCCAUAUUUUAAUGUCAAUGAGAUGCUUGUCGUGGAAGAGCUAUACAAAGCAGCAGUGUCCAACACUUCUAGGAAACUGAUUAUAUUCAACGGAGAGCUUGAUCGAAUAAGAUCUGGCUAUUAUCCACCAUUCUUCUAUCCGAAGCUAGCUGCACUAUCCAAGACUCUUUUUCCUGAAAUGGAGACGGUAUAUUAUAUUCACAAUUUUAAAGGACUAAAUGGAGGAGUCCUGUUCAGGUGUUACCCUGGCCCUUGGAAAGUUUUCCGAAGAGUAGGAAGUACCUACAUCUGCUUGCAUCAACAGGAAUCAAUGCCAUCCUUGAAAGAAGUUGCUUUGGACAUCCUUCCAUCAGUUUGAUUGUUUUAGUUUAUAAAUUACACUGCGAAAAGUGUUCAGUUUGCCUUCUUUCUCCUGUAAUUUUAAGGAAGAAAAACUUUUGAUAUCUGUGUUCUUUUGUGACCUAUGUUAUUGCAGAAUUCUUAUAUCAUGCAUUAUCCAAAUUC